AUGGACGCGGAAGUCCAGCUCGCGUCGUUCGAGGGCGAGGAGACGGGGGCCUCGGAGCUGGUCGAGGAGAUCAGGCGCAGCUCCUCAGCUGCAGAAGGCGCGUCGAGGCUGCGGCAGCUCGUGGCGUUCAAUCGCGACACCGCGCGUUCGGUGAUCAGAGCGGGCGGAAUCGAGGUCGCCGCGGAGGUCCUGUCGCGGAACGACCAGGACAUCGCCACCAGGAACGCCAUGGCGGAGGUCCUCCUGCACGUCGUCGCCGACGCGGCCGCCCCGGAGUACCUCGUCACGCGCCCGGAGCUCCUCGCGCAGCUCACGAGCGCCGUCACGGCGCAGCUCACGCGCGCGACGGCGGCGCUGGCCGUCGCCACCGCCGACGACGACGACGCGAGCUCCACUGAGGAGUUCUCCUCGGCGAUCGAGCGCAUCAUCAGCCACGAGUCCCUCUCCGACAUGGCCGUGCAGCCGGGCAUGACGCCCGCCGAGCAGAUCGACCGCGAAGCCAAGCUGGCGCACGCGUUGCAGCUCACGCUGUGCUACCUGACGCAGCAGAUCCCCGACGUGGCGCGCGUGGCCGCGCAGCCGGGCCUGCUCGAGGCGCUCGUGCAGAGCUGCCGCCCGGAGAACCCGCACCUCGACACGACCGUCGCGACGCUGACGGCGCUGCUGCUGCCCGACGCGUUUGCGGGCGCCGAGGAGACGGGGCGCCUCCCGGCGUUCCUGGGCGACGAGGAGCUCCCCGUCGAGGGCCCGCUCGCGCCGCCCGUGCAGCACGCGCGCUCGAGCUCGACCGCGCGCGCGAGCGAGGCCGCGGCGCCGCAGGAGGACCUGGUGCAGCGCGCGAUAGAGCUCGGGCUGGCCGAGCGGCUGGUCGACGUGCUGCGGACGCUCGCGCGGCCGGGGCUGCAGUACAACCGGCACGACAACACGUUCGCGCGGGACUCGAACGCGUUCGGGCACAUGGACAGCUCCGGGCGGAACCCCGCGACGUGGAAGGAGACGGUGUGUUCGAUCCCGUUCUCGCGGUACAAGGAGGUGUCCGUGGGGGACAGCGCGCAGGUGGAGAUGGAGCUGUCCGCGCGGCUGCUGUCCGCGCUCGCCGCGGACCCGCGCGCCCGCAGCCGCGUGCGCUCCAGCCAGGCCCUGCGCGCCAUGGUGGACGCGACGCUCGCGUGCAACGGCAGCGAGAACCUCGCGCUCGCGACGCUCCUCUCCGCGAAGGCCCUCGCCACGGACGCCGCCACCGCGCAGCAGGCCGUCGAGUGCGGCGCCGCCGCCCUCUGCCUCAACGCCCUGCAACCCCCCUACCACGACCGCCAGUACAAGGUACACAGGUUCAGCAUGUGCGUGCAGCUGCUGGCCGCCGAGGUGCUCCAGCAGCUGUCCCUGCGCGUCCCGGACCAGGCCGCGCUGAUCCUGCUCCCGGAGUUCUUCCCCGCAGUGAUGUCGCUCCUGUCGCUGGGCGAGCGCAACGGGCGGCGCCUGCCCGUGAGCAACUUCGUGACGUUCGACAACCUCGCGCCGCGGCGCCGGUGGACGUCGGCGUGGCGGUUCGGGCAGAUGCGCUUCGAGCUGCCCCCGCGCGACGCCGGGGCACCCGAGAUCCUGCGGUCGCUCUGCAGCCCGCCCAUGCCCGAGGCCCCGGGGGGUGUCCGCGACCUGGUGGUGCGGAUGCAGGUGCUGGUGCUCGGGACGAUCGAGGCGCUGGCGGGGCGCAACGAGGCCGUCGCGCGGCGCGUCGCGGACUCCCCGAUCAUGCCGCAGGUGCUGUCGUACCUCCAGGUCAUCGCCUCGGACAACGUCCCGACGCUCCUGCCGGCGCAGGCCGCCGCGUGCCGCACCGUGCGCGCCGUGGCGAAGUGGCGCGCCGCGCAGUCGUUCGCCGCCGCGUCCGGGGCGAUCCCGGCCUGCCUGCGCAUCGUGCGCGACCAGGUGGGCAUGGGUGCCGCGGGGGCCUGCGCGGAGACGCUGGCCGAGCUCACGCAGAACUGGGCGUCGCUCCGGCGGCAGGUGGCGCGCGGGGAGCCGAUGGUGCUGCUCGCGGAGCUCCUGCGCUCCGGGACGCCGCACGACCGCCUGGCGGCGCUGACGGCGAUGGAGGCGAUGGCCAAGCACAUGGACAUGCUGCCGGACCUGGACGCGUCGGGGGCGUUCCCCGUGCUGCUGGACGUGCUGCGGACGGGGGCGCGGACGCAGGUGACGUCGCUGCCGCUGCAGUUUGCCGAUGAGGAGGACGUGGGGGGGGAGUUUGCGCGGGAGGUCCCCGAGGGGCUCGAGGGGGUGGAGUGGGACUGGGUGACGCUGCACUGGGCGAAGAUCAAGGCCGCGAACAUCGUCGCGCGGCUCGCGGAGGACCCGCGCGUCCGGCAGAAGGUGGCGCGCGCCGGCGUGAUUCGGGACCUGGUGCUGCUGCUGACGAUCGAGCAGGUGCCGGCGACGGAGGGGGAGGAGCGCACGGCCGCGCGGCGCAAGGUGGAGCUGGAGGUGCGCGCGGCGGCGGCCGCGUGUCUGACGGCGCUGACGCGGAACAACCGCGGGACGCGGCGGCUGCUGGCAACGGAGCUGGCGCUGGCGUCGUGGUGCGGGCGGCAGGGCAGCACGCGCGUGCUCGGUCUGACGAAUCCGUGA
Molecule: messenger RNA, 2625 nt
Organism: Pedinophyceae sp. YPF-701
Lineage: Eukaryota; Viridiplantae; Chlorophyta; Pedinophyceae
Source: the annotation of a GenBank genome assembly